This is a messenger RNA of Rhopilema esculentum, 2986 nucleotides long. RefSeq lists its product as uncharacterized. Lineage: Eukaryota; Metazoa; Cnidaria; Scyphozoa; Rhizostomeae; Rhizostomatidae. Gene Ontology annotation, molecular function: G protein-coupled receptor activity. Gene Ontology annotation, biological process: G protein-coupled receptor signaling pathway. Gene Ontology annotation, cellular component: plasma membrane. The record is from RefSeq and is a predicted model, not a curated record.
AAGUUCGACCAAUAUUAAAAGGUUUUGUUGAGGUUGGCUCUUAUGGUAUAUUGGCGUGAUGGUCUAAGCAGCACUCCAAUGUAUAUCGGGUUGAUUACAAGAGAAGCACCGUUACAAUUCGAACAUGGACAAAGUAGAUUUGAACUGACUUCUUUUCAGACAGUUUAGAGUAAAUUAAUGUCCAGUUAAGCACGGACGAAAGCAUUAAAUUGCACAUAGAUUUCGUAAGGGGAUAUACGAAAGCAUUGUUUUGUUUCUAGCGACCACCUUGUCUUCUAAAUGGUAAAUAAAUUGGUUUAUCGUGGAAACCCACCACAGACAUUGCUCAGGCAAAUCGAGACUGACAUUUUGAAGUUAUUGCUUCAUUAUUUGUCAUGUUUCUUUAUGUAUCAAUUUCUUGAAGGGAGGGGGAAAUGAGCGCGGGGAACGAAACAAGGGAGAAAAGGAAAGGCAAAAUAAAGGCCAGAGAAAAGACAAAUGGAGGAUGUAAAAAGUACCGGAAUGUACUUUGAAGUCUGCCAGAUCACAAUAGGAUGUCUCAAUGGACCGAAAACUCAGUGCUUCAGUGGAUUUGAUAUUCCCAAAGCAUUUGAAGAAUAGCUCCAUUAAGCAAAGCUUGGCAUUCUGUGAAGUGAGCCGAGAAAGCAAUGAUCUAAAGGUUUGGGAAGCAAACUUCUGAGCAUGGUACUCUGAUGUUGCAACUUUGUUGCCGAUGAGGCACUCUAGAAUGGAAACAUUCUAAGCAAAGAUACAAUAAAGCUCCCUAUUGUCUAAUACUGAGCAGGUUCUGUACCAGAAAACCUCCAGCCUAGCCAAGCUCAGCAAUGGUCAAUAAACACAUUUAGACCAAUAAAUGCAUGUUUGAGAGUGAUGCGAUGAGCAAUUAAAUGGCUAAUAUAUCUGGUAAAGGAUGGACUGAGAAAGAAUGGCCAACAGUGGGCAAAUCAUCCUGUUCCGUUCAUGCAGUUAUAUAUCUCGUGGUUCAAACGGUCACAAUCGUUCUCAAUCUUGUAGCUGUCGUUUUACUGUCAAAACUGAAAGGAUACAACAGAAACACGUGCCAUCUGGUAGUUCGAGUGCUCGUUGUAUCGGAUGUCUUAGGGGCAGUAUCUAACUUGAUACCCAUAGCACUCUCUUGCUCUGGGUAUAAACUGACCAAAACUGACGUAUGUCAGGCAUUUGGUUUCAUCUCUACAGUGCUACUGCUAUGGGCUGCCCUCAUCGUUUUAUUAAUGUGUGCUUUGAGAUACUUUUGUGUUGUGAGGCCCUUGUUUUACAGAACUCAUAUAACAUACAGCAUUGUGCGUUGGAUCUUAUUCGGUUUGCUUCUUUGGUCCGCGAUUCAUAUACUACUUCCCCUGUUUCACAUUGGCAGAUUCAAAUUCUACAGCAAGGGACAAUAUUGCGCAUUCGAGAUUCCACCGAAGACGAAGAAAGAUUUUGCUUUGGUACACCUUGUAGUCUGGGAGGGUUGGUGCCUAAUCAUUAUCCAAAUAUGGCUGACGACAAGGAUGAUCCGUGAGCUAAGAGUAAAAAAGAAAUGGACAUCGAGGUUAUCGUUUCAACAGAGACGUGGGGUUCACGCAAAUGGAAUUCUACAGAAGGGAUACACAAUGAUGACUGUCAUAAUUGUGUCGAUAUUCCUUAUAUGCUACAUUCCUUUUUUGACAUACAGGGCUUUGACAUUGCUGAAGUUACCUGUAAACGAAUCCUAUCACUUCUACUUGCAUCUGCUGGCUCAUAUCAACCCAAUGCUUAACCCAAUAUUGUACGUAUCAUGUAAUCGAGGCUAUAAAUCGGCUCUCAGAUCGAUGUUGGGAAAAGUCUGUAGCUGCCUCGCAGAGCCAGUUAGACGGCUGAGCAUUACCAAUUCGCUCAACAUGUCUGUAUUUUCAUAUGCGUCACGAGAAGGGACUUUGUCAAAGCUAACAAGAUCAAGAGCUGGGACUUCGACGACCUUUCUUGAAGUACCCGGCUCUAAAAAGUUCUCCCUAAAGGACGAAUCGGAGGGAAAAGGAGUCAAAAGGCGAAGAGGAAAACGGAACUCAAUCGAUGUAUCAACAGUAGGAAGUCCAACAAGAGGACUAAAAAAAGAAUUUCUCUUCACUAAAAGUCGGAAUGGAUCAAUAAUAGAAGAGGUAUUUGAAAAUCAACACACUGGUAUACAACAGGAUGAUCCACCGAUUAUAAGUGCAUAUUUAAGCUCUUCCUGCCCAGUUUCAGCUGCGCAAGAAAAUCCAUAUGUUUUUGACAACUUGAAACUAGAACAAGAAAGAAAAAUGCGCGGUGUGAGCAUUUCUUCCAUUAUCUAUGCAGUGGAUAACUUAACUGUACAUAGGGCUCCCUCGCCAAGCUCAAAUGACGUCACAUUGGUAAAUGCUGGAAAUAACGCAGCGAUUGAUGGAGACGAGGAAGAUGACAAUGUAUUUCUUGACAAUCAGGGACAUACAAUUUCUCCUAAACAGUCUCGGUAGCUUUAUUGCUUAUUUCAGAUCGUAGAGCCGCUAAAAAUGAAAGUUCCUCGAUGUUAUUUCUUUUGAUUGUAUAUAAAGGUCAUUGAUACUGUUAUUUUCUUCGGAGUAGGAGGGGGUAGGGGUGGGCCUUUUGAUAUUCUUUUAUGGAAAGUUGUUGUGGUUUUAAGUGUAUGGCCUCGCCUCGCACUCUUUGCGUUUGAAGAAUUCCCCACUGGCUUCACAUCAUAUUCUAUGUUUAUUUAUCUUAGACAUUAUUGCUACCUCUCUGCUUUAAUUAGCUACGUAGGAUUUAGAAUGAAGUAUCCAUAAUAAGUGAAAUGGUCAAGAAAUGAGAGCGCAGUUUGAAUACUGUAUUUAAAGUUUCAGUCUUGGAUAGUUGGAGCAUCGCUAAAUUCGAUGACACACCUUUGUUCCAGGGAGGGGCUUUGACAUCAACAUGACUCCUAUAGAAACAGUUUUUUAAAUCUCAUAAUAACAAGAAAAGGCUUUUUGUUCAUUGUAUCUUAUAGGUG